Molecule: messenger RNA, 3282 nt
Organism: Helicoverpa armigera (cotton bollworm)
Lineage: Eukaryota; Metazoa; Arthropoda; Insecta; Lepidoptera; Noctuidae
Gene: ath
Product: ATP-dependent RNA helicase DHX33
Exons: 13
Coding region: 253-2388 (711 amino acids)
Biological process (GO): positive regulation of transcription by RNA polymerase I
Cellular component (GO): intracellular anatomical structure; nucleolus
Molecular function (GO): ATP binding; helicase activity; double-stranded RNA binding
Source: RefSeq, a predicted model, not a curated record
UGUUUGUGUCACUGUCACUGUUGAAAAACAAAAAGAAAGAUGAAAUGUAUGGUAUGGUUUCUGCACGUGUUCUUCCCCCUUGCCUUGGUGUUAUAAUUUGUGUUAAUUAUUGUUUCUUAAAGGUGUAAUAUACAGAACCAUGAAAAGAACUUGUAGAAUGGUGUGCCAUUCUAUCAUUGGUCUUUAAUAUAACGUAUUUUGAAAAUAUGUAAAAAGCGAUAUUAUUUUCCCAAGCAAGACACACUCGUAAAAAUGGACUCAAAAUAUGCUUCUGUUGGCAUGGGAAAUAGUGUGAAAUCCAAUGGCUUGAAAAGAAAACAUGCUGUUGAAAACAUAAAAGUGAAGAAGAUUAAGUUGUCUAACAAUGUCAGCACAACAAACAAUAUAAAAGUUGAAACAAAUGGCCGUAAUAAUGUUCAAGAAGAUAAGGUUGUCAAUGAGCCUGCACAGGAUUUACAAGAGGCGAGGCGGCAAUUGCCUGUGUACAUGGUUCGGAACAGACUUCUCGAAGAGAUAAAGAAAAAUGACACAAUGAUUUUAAUUGGUGAGACUGGUAGUGGUAAAACUACACAGAUCCCCCAGUUAAUUCAUGAACAGCGUCUGGAGGGCCAUGGUGCUAUUGCAGUGACCCAGCCUCGCAGAGUGGCUGCUAUCACAAUAGCACUUAGAGUUGCCGCUGAAAUGAACACUGAGAUUGGAUCCAUUGUUGGGUAUUCUGUAAGGUUUGAAGAUGUGACUAGUCCGAGAACCAAAGUAAAGUACUUAACAGAUGGUAUGUUGCUCAGAGAGGCAAUAUUAGAUCCCUUGCUCAAGAAAUACUCUGUAGUCGUGUUGGAUGAAGCACAUGAGCGUACUGUGAGCACAGAUGUACUGUUUGGCAUUGUCAAACUAGCACAGAGAGAUAGAAAUGAACAGAAGUUAAAUCCCUUAAAGGUAAUCAUAAUGUCUGCCACUAUGGAUGUUGACUCCUUUAGAAAAUAUUUCCAAAAUUGUCCAGUAAUAUAUUUGGAAGGCAGAACAUUUCCAGUUACCAUUUAUCAUUCAAAGAAGAAACAAGAGGAUUAUCAGUAUGCUGCAGUGUGUACGAUAUUCCAACUUCAUGCUACUACUCCUGCUAACCACGAUUUUCUCGUAUUUCUAACGGGACAAGAAGAAAUUGAGACGGUCAUGUACAAUAUCAAACAGAUAGCAAAGGAAGCUACAGGUCCCCCUAUUAGGGUAUGUCCCCUGUACGCAGGGCUCCCGCCCGCCAAGCAGCUGCAGGUGUGGCGGGAAGCGCCGCCCGGCACUCGCAAGAUCAUACUGGCCACUAACAUAGCUGAGGCUUCUGUCACUAUCCCUCGCAUCAAGUGCGUCAUCGACACUGGCGUUGUGAAAGAAAGGUCGUGGUCUGGCGGCACGGGCGCGGAGCGGCUGCGCGUGUGCGCGACGUCGCAGGCGGCGGGCUGGCAGCGCGCCGGCCGCGCGGGACGCACGCAGCCCGGCGCCGCGUACCGGCUGUAUACCGCCGACGACUUCCGCGCCCGCCCCCACCAUCACACGCCAGAGAUACUUAGGUGUCCGUUAUCAUCGACCCUGUUGCUGCUGAUAGCGGCGGGUGCAGAGCCCAGUACUUUCCCACUGAUUGACACGCCGCCACCAGAGUCUGUCAAAGCUUCGCUGUCCAUACUUAAGGAAUUAGGAGCUAUUGACAAUGAGAACAACCCUAAACUGACCGUUAUUGGGAAGAAGAUGUCAACAUUUCCAAUAGAGCCUAAAUAUUCAAAGGUUCUGUUGAGUGCGCCGGAAUAUAAUUGUUUGGAGGAGGCACUAAGUUUAAUAUCGGUGUUAUCCAGUGAAAACGUGUUCCAUACACCAAUGCAUAAAAGGGAAGAAGCUUUUAAAGUGAAACAGAAGUUCCUGUCACCUUUAGGAGACCACAUCACCCUACUCAAUGUGUUCAAAGCUUUUUGUAAAGCACCUUUGAAAAAGCAAUGGUGUAAAGAAAAUUAUUUGAACCACAAGAACUUGACGUAUGCGUGCGAGGUGCGUCAACAGCUGCUUGCGAUUUGUCAGAAACUUAACAUGACCGUGUCUAGUUGUGGUCAGGCUUACGAUCAGCUACUGAAAUGUCUGCUAUGCGGUCUAUUCACGAACUGCGCCUGGCAGCGCGGCGUGGGUGGGGCGGGCGGGGCGGGGGCGGGGCGGUACGUGACGGCGGCGGGGGCGGCUGCGGCACUGCACCCCGCCAGCGCGCUGCACGCAGUCCGACCUGCCCCCCCCGCGCUCCUGUACACCGAGCUGCUCAGCACCAGCCGCACCUACAUGCUCACGGUCUCCGCCAUACAGCCGCAGUGGCUGCAUCAAGUCGCCCCAGAGUAUGCGCGCCGAUGCCGAGCCAGUCGGUGACGGCGAUUCAAUAUAUUCUUAACACGCGCCUCUCGGUGACGACGAUUCAGUAUAUUUUUAACAGUUAUUGUCAAUCACUUCUAAAGCCAUUUGAAGCUUCGCAUGUGUGACGAAGUGUUUUGUUCAGACAUUUUGACCAUCGUGGAGUCGCAUAGCCAACUUCGGACAAUAACACCUCACGACCAGAACUUUACAUUUCUAUCAGGAGAUUCGUAAUAGCAAUUCACCAGUAAUAUUUACUGUACUUUACUAUACCUACUCUUAUUGUGAGCAUGAACGAAAUCAUUCGUCCGAGGCGGUUUUUCUGCCAGUGAGUGCGAUAUUCGCGUUCCUCGCUUUAAAUUCUUCUCGCUAAGAGUGAAGAUUAUGCCGCUAUAGUACAUAACCAGCUCAUUUUGAGUUAUGAUGCAUUUUUUUUUAAUUUUGUGAACUAGUUAUAAUUGUCUUAGAAUAUUCGUUUAAUGUUGUGCAAGUAAACGAUAUAAAGUAAGCUUUGUUAUAUUUAGCAAUAUUGUGUGAUAUAAGAAUAAUUUAGUUUUAGGAUCUAUUGUUUUAUUGUAAGAAGCAUGGGUAGGUAAAUACAUAAAUCCACCUUUAAACAACAUUUUAAUCAAUGACAGUCGACAAUCUUCUUAGCACACGUUACCGUAAUAAAUUUUGAAUAAUCUUUACUGAUUUUAUUGACUUAAAAUUACAUUAUGUUAGUAUAAAAAAAAGCGUUUAUAAAGUUACGUUGAAUAAUGUGAAGCUAGAUGUCUUACAUCAGCCAUUAUUCUAUUGAAUUGUUGUUAGAUAAUUACCUGGUGCUAAAUACGAGGUUUAGAAUAUAAACACUUGAUGUUAAAACAUGAAAAUGUAAAUAGGUGUAACAUAUUAAAUAAACUUUUACCAAAA